Molecule: messenger RNA, 885 nt
Organism: Lycium barbarum (goji berry)
Lineage: Eukaryota; Viridiplantae; Streptophyta; Magnoliopsida; Solanales; Solanaceae
Product: non-specific lipid transfer protein GPI-anchored 11-like
Exons: 3
Coding region: 90-644 (184 amino acids)
Biological process (GO): lipid transport
Molecular function (GO): lipid binding
Source: RefSeq, a predicted model, not a curated record
UUUCCUCUUCAUUCUACAAAUCCAAAAGUACAAAACUUCCCAAAACUCUCUCCAUUCCUCAAACCCCCCACACCUUUUUCCUCAAAAAUAUGUCUUCCAAAACAAACUCAUUUGCACUAUUUUGCCUUGUUACAAUAUGUGUUUUUUCUUUUACAAGUGUAGAAUCAGCAUCUCACUCAGCCCCUGCACCUGCAGUAGACUGUAACAACCUAGUACUAAACUUGGCUGACUGUUUAUCUUUUGUAACAAAUGGAAGUACAGAAAAGAAACCAGAAGGUACUUGCUGUUCAGGCCUGAAAAUGGUGUUGAAAACUGAUGCAGAGUGUCUUUGUGAAGGUUUUAAGAAUAGUGCUCAGUUGGGUGUUGUUCUUAAUGUUACUAAAGCUAUGGCUCUUCCUGCUGCCUGCCAUGUCUCUGCUCCUUCUGUUAGUAACUGUGGAUUGAGUCCUGACAGUGGAGCGGCUCCUGGUCUUUCUCCAAUUGCUGGAUCACCAACCAUGUCGGCAGGUGCUCCAACCACCGCUGAGGGUGUGAAUGAGGCUGCUCCAGUGCCAUCUCCAGGAAGCUCCGACUCUACUACACUUGCUCUAUCCGUUGGGCAAUUGGUUCUCACCGCAGUCGUUGCACUUUUCUGUUCGUUCUAAGCACAUUUUAGUAACACGUUUUGCGUUAGAGCAGCACAGAUUUGUUGUGAUGUUUUGUCAUUGAACUUUGCUAGUUGGGUGUACUCUAAUUCUAUAGUAGAGGUAGGUCAAUUUGUGAGACCAGCGUAAAUAGGGAUGCCACUGCAGUGUCACUUGUUUUCCUAUGAGGUUCUUAUUUGGAUGAUAUCUCUUUUCAAUGUUUACUUCUCGCUCCAUUUAAAUAUAAAUUGGUUUUCGUUUA